Messenger RNA from Oncorhynchus mykiss (rainbow trout), 1954 nucleotides. RefSeq names its product F-box and leucine rich repeat protein 7 (gene fbxl7). The record is from RefSeq and is a predicted model, not a curated record. Lineage: Eukaryota; Metazoa; Chordata; Actinopteri; Salmoniformes; Salmonidae. Gene Ontology annotation, cellular component: SCF ubiquitin ligase complex. Gene Ontology annotation, molecular function: protein binding. Gene Ontology annotation, biological process: SCF-dependent proteasomal ubiquitin-dependent protein catabolic process.
CGCCGUUGCCUCUCGCGGCCGCCGAAAGUAUGUCUACAUGGUAACGGUUUCAUACUCGGCAGGAGUGGUGGCAUUGCGUCUUGACGCAACAAGUUUCGGGUUUUGUUUAUAUCAAAAACUGGAUGCGAAUAAGUUUCCAUUUGUAACACUCGGAGAUAAAAUACAUUUUUAGCCUUCAACAGUCGUUGGAAUCGUGCACUAUUACCUGCACGUCUUGUAAGAAUUUAGUUUAAAAUCAAAAUGUAUUCAGUAAAAAAAUAUCUGUAAUGACAUGCUGACUAUGUUUGGAUUUAUGGUUUGAGAAGAACGUUUUUUGGGGGACUAUCUUCCGCUGGGGGAAAAAAAAGAGGAUCCACGCGCAUUUCUCCUCAUAUAACGCGCACGUUUUUGUAGGAAUACUUUUUAUUUGAUGGAUACCUCCGAGCUCUGUGAAUAGAUAAUGCAUUACACAGGAUGGGUGCGAACAAUGGGAAACAAAGUGGGAGUGAGGGUAAAGGCAGCUCCAGUAUUUCCUCCGACCUGAGUUCAAGUACGGAUCAGACGUCAACCAAAGCUCCCAAGAAUGCAGCUACCAGCGAAGAUUCGGACCUGAGCAUGCGGACAUUGAGCACCCCCAGCCCUGCUCUCAUCCUUCCUCCUCACCCUCACCCUCUCUCUCCUCUCCUCCCCCUGUCGGCCCCCUUCAACAGCUCCUCCUCCACCUCCUCCUCUGAGACGGUUGCCAUGGUGCACGCCACCUCCCCUCCCCCUUUCUUCUCCGCCACCCACUCACGCCGCCGCGCCACCCGGGACCACCACCAGGGGGCAUCGGUGCCCAUCGACCUCUUGCCGGACCAGAUCUUCCUGGACGUCUUUGCCCGCCUGCCCACCAACCAGCUGUGCCGUUGCGCCCGCGUCUGCCGCCGCUGGUACAACCUGGCGUGGGAUCCCCGGCUGUGGCGGAGCAUCCGGCUGACGGGGGACGUGCUGCACGUCGACCGGGCGUUGCGGGUACUGACGCGGCGCCUCUGCCAGGACACGCCCAACGUGUGCCUGAUGCUGGAGACCCUUGUGGCGAGCGGGUGCCGGAGGUUGACGGACCGCGGUCUGCUCACGGUGGCCCAGUGCUGCCCCGAGCUGCGCCGCCUGGAGGUGGCGGGCUGCUAUAACGUGUCCAAUGACGCCGUGUUCGAGGUGGUGUCGCGCUGCCCCAACCUGGAGCAUCUAGACGUUUCAGGCUGUUCCAAGGUGACCUGCAUCAGUCUGACGCAGGAGGUCUCCCUUAAACUAUCGCCAAUGCAUGGCCAGCAGAUCUCCAUCCGCUACCUGGACAUGACUGACUGCUUGGCCCUGGAGGACGAAGGCCUGCACACCAUCGCCGCCCACUGCACCCAGCUUACCCACCUCUACCUGCGGCGCUGCAUGCGCCUCACCGACGAGGGCCUUCGUUACCUGGUCAUCUACUGCCCCGCCGUGCGCGAGCUCAGCGUCAGCGACUGCCGCUACGUCAGCGACUUCGGCCUGCGCGAGAUCGCCAAGCUCGAAGGCCGGUUGCGCUACUUGAGCGUGGCGCAUUGUGGAAAGAUCACUGACGUCGGGGUUCGGUAUGUCGCUAAGUAUUGCUCACGGCUGCGAUACCUGAACGCGCGGGGCUGCGAGGGCCUCACGGACCACGGCCUGGAGUACCUGGCCAAGAGUUGCCCCAAGCUGAAGUCGCUGGACAUCGGAAAGUGUCCGCUGGUGUCGGAUGCAGGCCUGGAACUGCUGGCGCUCAACUGCUUCAAUCUGAAGCGGCUGAGCCUCAAGUCGUGCGAGAGCAUCACGGGCCGCGGGCUGCAAGUGGUGGCGGCCAACUGCUUCGACCUGCAGCUGCUCAACGUGCAGGACUGCGACGCGCCACUGGACGCACUGCGAUUCGUGAAGCGCCACUGCAAGCGCUGCGUCAUCGAGCACACAAACCCGGCCUUUUUCUGAG